Molecule: messenger RNA, 1975 nt
Organism: Diuraphis noxia (Russian wheat aphid)
Lineage: Eukaryota; Metazoa; Arthropoda; Insecta; Hemiptera; Aphididae
Biological process (GO): negative regulation of DNA-templated transcription
Cellular component (GO): nucleus
Molecular function (GO): chromatin binding; histone binding
Source: RefSeq, a predicted model, not a curated record
AUUUCAUCUCUUCUUAGUUCUUGGACGAAAGGACUCAUCCGUAUCCAAAUCGGGCCAAAUAUACCAGUUAUUAGGUUAUUACUUCUGAAUCACUGAAUUUAAAACUUCUUCAAUACCGAUUAUUGUAAAUCUUAAACAAUUCAUUCMUCGUUUCGUAUUCCAUAGUUUCAAAUUUAUCUUUUUCGUAUUAUUUUAAUAGAUUACAACUGACAAUUAUUACUAUUUAAUAUUUUCUUAUACCUAUUGUCUUCAUAUUAAUAAAAAAACAUUUCUCAACGCCAUAACUUCUUUUUUAAAACAACACGACGAUUUCAUUGGCCCUUUGAGGGAAGUAAGUCGUAAAUUUCUAUUAAUAACAAUGCCUAAGAAGAAAAUAAUUCAGCAUGAUGAACCUGUACACGCAAGACCUCAUAGAAAUAUGAAAGCCAAAGUGGUAUUCGAUCCAUCUGAUAAUCAUAUACCAAAGAAGAGAGCUAAAUAUUCUUUUAAAAAUGAAAAAUCCAUGGAAUUUAGUACUGUAAAAAAAACUACAACUGAUAGACCUCGUGAUAAAAGAAGAAAACAACAUGCCACUAAGUCAAAAAGUCUGCCGGUUAAACCAGUAACUGAAUUGYUAGAUAGUUCAUCAACUGAAAUCAAUACUAUAUCUUCAAUYGUUUCACCAAUUAAUUCUCCAGUAAAAAGUGUUACUCCAGAUGUUAAUCAGGAAAGAUCAAAAAAUUGUUUUAUUUGUUCAACAAUUUCAGGAAAGACAGAAUUAAUUGAUUGCCCAAUUUGUUUGAUCAAAGCUCAUAGACACUGUUUAAUAGUUGAGGAGCCUGUGUGGAAAUUCAAAUUAGAUUUAUGUCCUUGGUUCUGUAAACAAUGCAGAAAACGAAAUUGUAGCAAAUGUCUCAAAGACGAUUCCCGGUCGAAGAUACAACGCCGCUGCAUAACUUGUGAAGUUGGUUUGCAUUCCAUUUGUUAUGAAUCAUAUGAAAUAAAACCAUUACAUAAAUUACAAAACGAUAUGUAUGUAUGUAUUCCUUGUGCGACUUUGGCUACUCAAAUAAACGAAGAAGAAGAAGAAGAUGAAGAAGAAGAAGAAGAAUUAAAUGAAGCAAUAGUAAUACCUGAUAUUGAAGACGAUGUUGAGUCACGCGUUUCUAGUAUUGUGUCUAUAUCAUCUGACGAAUACGACACUGAUUCUAGAAGUUAUAGAUCUUAUUCUUGUUCAUCGGACUAUGAAAAAUAUGAUGCAUAUCAAAAUAACAAUAUCCCAAAUAUAUUAAAAUGGAMUAAAGAUCAAGUGCUUGAGUAUUUAGCCGAGUUUUUACCCCUAGAAAUUAUUGAUCAAAUAAAAAAAUAUGAUCUUGAUGGACGUGCUAUACAAUUACUUCAACGGAAUGAUAUCAUAUCAAACAUGGGUUUGAAACUUGGGCAUGCCUUGAAAUUUUACAAACAAGUAAGAAUUUUACAAACACAAAGUACAUUCAAUCGCUUAUUUUGGGAAUAAUUAUUAUUGCACCUAGCAUCCACUUAUCAUUGAAUGAUAUCUUAUUGUGUUCAUAUUUUUUUGYACAUAAAAUAUAAUUAUUAUAAGCUUGAAACCCRUCCUUUACAAAUGUUUGAAACAUUUAUACAAUUAGAUUUAAACAAAAUACUCUGUGUUUACCAAUAGUGAAAUUUACUUUUUAGUUGAGUUUAUAUAAAAAUGCAUUAUUGUCAAUAUCUUAGUYUUAGUUUCAUUGCAUAUAAAGAUGCCYAAUUAAAUGUUUAUACUGUGUGAUAUAAUUAUUAUGUAUAAUAAUAGCAAAAAAMCCCCUAAAAUACAUACUAUAGUGUUCAUGACCCAACCAUAUACCUAUGAGUUUAACAUUCAUAAACUAGUAAUAGUUUUCCAUAAGUACUCAAAAAUAUGUAAUAACAAUAAUAUACAACUAUAUUUUAAAUAAUAAUAAUACUUGUAUUUAUAGAUAAUGAAUAGUAUUAUCUA